Messenger RNA from Parnassius mnemosyne (clouded apollo), 486 nucleotides. The record is from the annotation of a GenBank genome assembly. NCBI's taxonomy places the organism in Eukaryota, Metazoa, Arthropoda, Insecta, Lepidoptera, Papilionidae.
AUGUCCUACGGCAGCGAGACGCCGCACGUCUGGAGCAGCUCUGCAGGUAGCGAGGUGUCACCUUACGGACCGUUGUGGGACACGCCGCAGGCCUCAGUGCCUUAUCCAGACAUCCUGGCCUUCCCACCCGCCGACCUCGUGUGGUCGGCGGCCGGGUGCGGUGGACGUGGCGGGGCUCGAUCUACACCCGGCGGGAAGAAGCCUCGGCGUCGAGUUGCCUCUGUGGCACAGAGACGCGCUGCGAACAUCCGCGAGCGACGCCGCAUGUUCAACCUAAAUGAGGCUUUUGAUAAGCUGAGACGAAAGGUGCCAACAUUUGCUUACGAAAAACGGCUCUCUCGCAUUGAAACUCUUCGUUUAGCGAUCACUUACAUCAGCUUUAUGUGUGAACUGUUGCACGGCUCCCCGCAACCUCAUCAUCCAUCGCAUCCCAGUCUUCAUCCGCCGCGACAUGUUUUUGACGCUGAAGUUCCAUGGUGCGCUUAA